AUGAACUCGCUCAAGGUUCCCGAGGGCGGGCUGCAGCUCGAAGGCUCGGCUGGCAAGGAUGCUAGUCUGCCUUCCCAAGCCUUUGCUCUCACCCUGAGCGAUGUCGUUAUUGAGGACAUGAUCAAGUGUGUGCAGAAUGGCGAUGGCAUUCAGCUUUCACUUGGAGCCAAUCCCACUUUCCUUUAUGGCUCCCAGUCCCACACCAUUUCUCCUCCAUCCGCCUCGAACCCAUACGACCUUUACCUCACACGCCCUUUCGAAUCGACUCGAACGGCCGAAAGGAUUCCUCAUACAGGCACUCUUUUUGAAAAGCCCAAGGGUGCUGCUUCGAAGAAGUCGCAGGCUAGCAAGGCCGACAACACCAUUGAUGCAAAGACCGCAAAGUCCAGCAAGAGGGCUGCAUCCUCAGGAUUGGAUUCUGAUGUCGAAGCUCUUCAAAAUGGACUUGCGGCUCAUGCUGCCUCUCGGGAGAAGGCACGCGUGGUCGACAGAUUACCCGCAAAGAAAGGCGCGAUCAAGACCAAGACCAGCAAAACGCUUAGCUCCGCCGCUCCCCGAUCGAUUCCCCAAUCUCCAGGUCAGGUGUCGCUAGGCUCUGCCACGCCCAUUCCAACAUCACAAUCCCUGGACAGAGCCAAAGGAGACCGCGCCAUGUUGGUGCAUGAGCUUGCUGUGCAAGAUCGUUCAAUUGACUACCUGUCCAAGAAGUGGGAAGGCGCGCAAGAGGACAUGGAACCCACACUACGAAAGGUUGCCGAUUACAUUGACGACAGUAGGAAAUGGGCAUUGAAGAAACGCGCAUGGAAAGACCUUGAUGUUUGGAAUUACGAUUAUGAUACCCAAGAACUACGACAGAAGGCAGUUGACAACGCUGUUCGGCAAUACGACAAGCAAAGGAUUACCAUCGCCGAACCAGAGUGGGACAGGCUGUUGCCCAAGGAGGAACGAGGAACCGGGAAAUGCUUGAGCCGAGUGCAGGCCAACCUCACCAAGAUCAGCACUCCAUCGAUCAACGUGGAAAUGGUGGACGGUGGCUCCACGCCUCGAGAUAACGAAAAUGUUCUGGAUACCGGCCGGCCAAGAGCUAGCGGAGAGGCCAUGUCUAGGUCCACCUCGAAUCCUCUGUCCAACAAGGCCAAAAAGCCCACAGCUCAAGAGGCUCAGGUCAAGCGUCUUUUGGGCAAAUCCAAAUCCAAGACGGCUACAUCAGCUGCGGCAAAGCCUGCAUCAAAGGCUAGUUCCAUCAAGGCAUCGCCCACUAAGCAGCGACCCGCAGCUGCACCCAAGGCUAAUGGAGGAAGGGUCCUAUCGCAGGCAAUCAUCUCCAACUCUGACAGUUCAGAGGAUGAUACCGCUCCCAUGGUUCAGUCCAAGCCAAAGGCAGCCCCCAAGCCGGCGCCCAAGGUGAAGGAUAUGGUUGUGGCCAAACCACGACCUCCGAUGAGGGAGCCAGUGAAGCAGCAGAUCACAGCGAAGCGACCUCGUGAAGACGACGACUCCAGCUCGAGCUCCGGAACACCUUUGUCGAAGCGCAUCAAGCCCAAGCAACCACUUGCUGGCCCUCGACUCAAGCAGCGACCGUCCGAUGGAAGCCAGAACUCUCGGGGGACAGUCACAUCGACUUCGAUGAAGAGCAAGAACACCUCGCCGACAAAGUCGUCGCCUCUUGCAUCGUCACCGCCCACCAACGCUUCAGAUCUCGAGAACGAGGCACGAUCUGCGCCAAUCGUUACAAAGAAGCGCAAGGUAGAGAGCUCAAGCAAACCAAAUGCUACGAAGCGACCAGCUACCGCGAUCUUCUCGGAUGAUCUCGUGCAGAAAGCACAGGCGUUCAAGGUUUGCUACCAAAAGUACGAAGCGUUGCACAACGAGGUUUCUGCCUUGAGCAACCCUUCAAGCAGAAAGCUAGACCAUCUCAUGGAGAUGAGGAACCGACUGAAAACGAUGAAGAUGGAGAUUUACAGUGAAUGCCCUCCUGAGAGGAGUUAA
This is a messenger RNA of Fusarium graminearum PH-1, 1989 nucleotides long. RefSeq lists its product as uncharacterized. NCBI's taxonomy places the organism in Eukaryota, Fungi, Ascomycota, Sordariomycetes, Hypocreales, Nectriaceae. Bases 1 to 1989 code for a protein of 662 amino acids. The record is from RefSeq and is a predicted model, not a curated record. The transcript is spliced from 3 exons.